CCUCCCGCGCCUUGUUUACCGGCCCGCGCGGCCUGCGCUCCUCAUCCCCGGGCUGCCCCGCGCUGCCCAUCCCCGGCCUGCGCUCCCCAUCCCCGGGCUUCGGUCCCCAUCUCCGGGCUGUGCACCCGUCUCCUGGCAGCGCCGAGCUCCCCAUCCCCGGCCUGCGCUUCCCAUCCCGACUGCCCUGAGCUCCCCGAUUCUGGGGCUGCCCCUGGCACCCCUAUCCCAGGCCUGCGCUCCCCUACCCCCAGCGCGCCGCCCCUCACACCCCACCCCACGCCCCGGGGCCCCGGCCAGGCCCGCUCCUCGGCGCUGACCGGUCAUGGGCUCUUCCAGGCCAUCGCGUGCUUGAUGGACAUGAACGCACUGCUGGACCGAUUCCACAACUACAUCCUCCCGCACCUGCGGGGCGAGGACCGCGUCUGCCACUGCAACUGUGGCCGGCACCACAUCCACUACGUGAUCCCUUACGACGGGGACCAGUCGGUGGUGGACGCCUCCGAGAACUACUUCGUGACAGACAACGUCACCAAGCAGGAGAUCGACCUCAUGCUGGGGCUGCUGCUCGGAUUCUGCAUCAGCUGGUUCCUGGUGUGGAUGGACGGCGUCCUGCACUGCGCCGUGCGCGCCUGGAGGGCCGGCCGGCGCUACGACGGCUCGUGGACCUGGCUGCCCAAGCUGUGCAGCCUGCGGGAGCUGGGCCGGCGGCCGCACAGGCCCUUCGAGGAGGCGGCCGGCAACAUGGUGCACGUGAAGCAGAAACUCUACCACAACGGCCACCCGAGCCCGCGGCACCUCUGAGCCGCGCGCAGGACUCGCGGGGCCUUCGGCCAACGCGCCCACGCACACGGGACUGGACGGCCGCCCCGGGCCAGGGCGCCCGCGGCCGCCGGGCGUGUCCGGCGGAAGGUGCUGUCUCCUCUUCUUUUUAUAAAGGG
This is a messenger RNA of Ailuropoda melanoleuca (giant panda), 938 nucleotides long. RefSeq names its product transmembrane protein 240 (gene TMEM240). The record is from RefSeq and is a predicted model, not a curated record. NCBI's taxonomy places the organism in Eukaryota, Metazoa, Chordata, Mammalia, Carnivora, Ursidae. Gene Ontology annotation, cellular component: synaptic membrane.